This is a messenger RNA of Sphaeroforma arctica JP610, 271 nucleotides long. RefSeq lists its product as hypothetical. The transcript is spliced from 3 exons. Gene Ontology annotation, cellular component: cytosol. The annotation marks the transcript as partial. The record is from RefSeq and is a predicted model, not a curated record. Gene Ontology annotation, biological process: hemopoiesis; cytokine-mediated signaling pathway; cell surface receptor signaling pathway via JAK-STAT. Gene Ontology annotation, molecular function: non-membrane spanning protein tyrosine kinase activity; ATP binding; cytokine receptor binding. NCBI's taxonomy places the organism in Eukaryota, Ichthyosporea, Ichthyophonida.
AUGAAUAUGAAUGGCUUCCAGGAAUUGCGCACUCUGGACGAAGCCGCUGAGGAAGCAUUGACCAGAGAGGUGGAAAUAAUGAAGAUGCUGGAUCAUCCGCAUAUUGUGUAUUACCUGGGUAUUACUAAACAGAUCAAGACUAUGAUGCCGUGCAUGGUACUAGAGUACUUGCCUAUGGGUAGUCUGUACGAUUUCCUCAAGAAGCGCCGCACCAGCGACCAGAACCUGCCCAUCUCUGCGUUGACAAUUCUGGCCCACCAACUGGCGCAAG